This is a messenger RNA of Malassezia sympodialis ATCC 42132, 1185 nucleotides long. It is a transcript of the gene WHI2, whose product is annotated as Whi2p. The record is from RefSeq and is a predicted model, not a curated record. Gene Ontology annotation, cellular component: nucleus. Gene Ontology annotation, molecular function: RNA binding. Lineage: Eukaryota; Fungi; Basidiomycota; Malasseziomycetes; Malasseziales; Malasseziaceae.
AUGGGCGACCUCGGGACGCAGCCCGCCAACGAGUAUGCGUCAGCGUCGCGCAUUAUACUGGACUUGCGCGGACUCUGCUUUGUUAUCGACAGGGAAACGCUUAUGAGUCUGCCUGAAUCGAUUCUGCUCUGUCUGUUUCCGAAUGGCCUGAUGCUUCCAGACCCGGCCGACGAGUCGACGGACGGCGAGGAGGGGCAGGUUGUGUAUGUGGAUUCCGAUGCAAAGGCUCUGGAGUUUGUGCUCACAUUCUUCCGCCGCGCGCAAGAGUACUUCUACGGCACGGAUACUACGCCGGGCAUCUACCAAGGCCCGGGCCUGAGCGCCAACUAUUUCGAUUCGGUGGACCCUAUGGGAAAUGGAUUUGGGCAGCCCUUCCACCUGCCGCUCUUCCACAAGCAGGCCGUGAUUGUUUUGCGGGAGGAGCUCGAGUACUUUACGAUCCCGCCGGCCUCGAUGAAAAAGACGCCGGCUCCCCGGUCGGCGAACCCGAAUGUGCCGCCGCCCGCGGCGCCCGAAUUCACGCAGCUGAAGAACGCGUGUGGCGAUACACUGCUGCUGCGGCGCCAGAUUUUCACGGCGCUGCAGCGCAACGUCAACAAAGAGAACAAUUUGGCUGAGCAGCACCUGAUUGACAUGCUCUGCAUGAGUGGCUUUGAGCCGGAGGACCACUGGGGCUACCGCGCGCGCGAACCGGCGCGCUGCGGGAUCAUCAGCACCGCCCUCGUACUGCUCAAGACGGGUGUGACGCAUGCAGGCGAGCUGCCAGGUGGACGUCCGUCCAAUGCGCCGCUCCCGCCACGCCCCAUCGGCGUGCAGCGGAAGGGCACGGACAUGGAACGAGGCAUCCCCCCCACGAUGCCUGGUGACACGGGCGACAUCGGCGAGUGGGUCGAUGAUGGACAGGGCGGCGUGCUGCGUGUGAAUCAGCAGCAGUUAUCUACGACACAAAAGCUCCUGCUAUUUUGGCGCAAGCCGGCGCGAAAGUGCUGGUGGGACGGUAUGGACAUAGUGGUCCCCUGUGCACAGCGCCGCUCAGACCGUCCGAGCGUCUCGCCCGCCACCCUGGCGGCCAUGUCGCCGCAAGAGCGUACUUGGCUCGAGCAGGGACAUGGCAUGCUUGUUCGUGUGUGGGUCCGACGUGUGUGGACGCUCGAAGUCAGCUUGGUGCGUGGUCCGGUGUACUGA